Molecule: messenger RNA, 6318 nt
Organism: Ficedula albicollis (Collared flycatcher)
Lineage: Eukaryota; Metazoa; Chordata; Aves; Passeriformes; Muscicapidae
Gene: LIMK2
Product: LIM domain kinase 2
Exons: 15
Coding region: 399-2264 (621 amino acids)
Biological process (GO): protein phosphorylation; actin cytoskeleton organization
Cellular component (GO): cytoplasm; nucleus
Molecular function (GO): protein serine/threonine kinase activity; ATP binding; protein binding
Source: RefSeq, a predicted model, not a curated record
GAGCCGCCGCUGUCCGCCUGCCAUGGCUCCUCCUCCCCUCCCACCCUUGGGUGGAACCAGAGAAGGGAGAACUUGCAGUGGUUAGCAGGCAGCAGAGCUCGCAGAACUACUGCAGCAGCAUGUCCCACUAGCGCGGUGAGCAGUGAUCCUGCCCUUCCCGAGGUGCUGCUGCUGCUGAGCACAGGACAAGAUGGUUAAAGCAAUGGGAGCCAGGAAAAAUCUGAAAAGGAAUGAGCAGCCGAGAGACCUGGCGUUCCUUGGGCAGCUUCAAAGGGAGGUGAAGUAUCUGAAUCAGCGCAAGAGUAAAUGAGUACUGGCUGCUGCCAUGUUGGCUGAACAGAGCUGUUCAGAGGCAGUUGGACAAGUUUGUGGCUGAUCCGGUUUAUCCAGUGUUGAAGAUGGGAAGUUACUUGUCUGCUCCAGCUUACUUUGCUCCCAAGGAUCCCUUUCGGUGCUCUGAAUGCCAGGAUGCCCUCACUAACUGGUACUAUGAGAAAGAUGGGAAGCUGUACUGUCACAAAGACUACUGGGGGAAGUUUGGGGAAUCUUGCCAUGGCUGCUCUCUGCUGAUGACUGGACCUGUGAUGGUGGCUGGUGAAUACAAGUAUCACCCAGAGUGCUUUGCUUGUAUGAGCUGCAAGGUGAUCAUCGAAGAUGGGGACACUUACGCACUGGUGCAACAUUCCACUCUCUACUGUGGAAAAUGCCAUAACCAGAUUGUGCUGACACCAAUGAUAGAAAAACAUUCCACCGAGUCUCUGCGUGAGCAGCUGCCUUAUACACUGACCCUCAUCUCCAUGCCAGCAGCCACAGAUGGCAAGAGGGGGUUCUCUGUGUCUGUUGAAGGUGGCUGCUCCAGCUAUGCCACUGGUGUCCAGGUGAAAGAAGUUAACAGGAUGCACAUCAGCCCAGAUGUCCGAAACGCCAUCCACCCCGCAGAUCGUAUCCUGGAGAUCAAUGGAGCUCCCAUUCGUACACUACAGGUAGAGGAGGUGGAGGAAUUGAUUCGCAAGACAAGCCAGACCCUUCAGCUGCUGAUCGAGCACGACCCGGUGUCCCAGCGCCUGGACAGGCUGCGCCUGGACUCCCGUCUGCCCAGCCACAUGAAGGCACCCAUGUCCCCGCGCUCCCUGUCACCACUGGACAUCAAGGAGAACCUGGAAGGAACGCUGCGACGGCGCUCCCUCAGGAGAAGUAACAGCAUUUCUAAGUCUCCUGGCCCCAGCUCUCCCAAGGAACCUCUCCUCCUGAGCCGUGACAUCAGUCGUUCUGAAUCCCUGCGCUCCUCUUCCAGCUGCUCCCAGCAAAUCUUCCGGCCCUGUGACCUCAUUCAUGGCGAAGUUCUAGGAAAAGGAUUUUUUGGACAAGCAAUCAAGGUGACUCACAAAGCAACAGGCAAGGUGAUGGUGAUGAAGGAGCUGAUUCGCUGUGAUGAGGAAACACAGAAGACUUUCUUGACAGAGGUAAAGGUGAUGCGCAGCCUGGACCACCCCAAUGUGCUGAAGUUCAUUGGUGUGCUGUACAAGGACAAGAAGCUGAAUCUCCUCACUGAGUACAUUGAGGGGGGCACUCUGAAGGAUUUCCUCCGCAAUGCAGACCCAUUCCCCUGGGAACAGAAGGUCAGCUUUGCCAAAGGGAUUGCCUCUGGAAUGGCUUACUUGCACUCCAUGUGCAUCAUUCACAGAGACCUGAAUUCACACAAUUGCCUGAUCAAGCUGGAUAAGACAGUGGUGGUGGCUGACUUUGGUCUGUCUCGGCUGAUUGUGGAGGAGAGGAAGAAGCCCACUCUGGAGAAGCCGUCUGCCAAGAAACGAACGCUGCGCAAGAGCGACAGGAAGAAGCGCUACACGGUGGUGGGGAACCCCUACUGGAUGGCCCCAGAGAUGCUGAAUGGACAGAGCUAUGAUGAGAUGGUGGACAUUUUUUCAUUUGGGAUUGUUCUCUGCGAGAUCAUAGGCCAGGUUUAUGCUGACCCAGACUGUCUCCCACGCACACUGGAUUUUGGCCUUAAUGUCAAACUGUUCUGGGAGAAGUUUGUUCCUGCUGAUUGUCCUCCAGCCUUUUUCCCUCUGGCUGCUAUUUGCUGCAGACUGGAACCAGAGAGCAGGCCCCCUUUUUCCAAGCUGGAAGAUUCCUUUGAAGCUCUCUCUCUGUACCUGGGAGAACUUGCCAUCCCCCUUCCAUCUGAGCUGGAGGAGCUGGACCACAAUGUGAGUGUGCAGUACGGACUGAACCGUGACAAGCUACCUGAAAACACUACCUAGUCUGCUCGUGCUGCUUCCUGCAUCACUUCCAUUGGAGCUGGGAUGAGCAUCAGGGAGGGAGAUGCACUUCAGCCACUUCCAGGGCAUUAACAGGGCACCACGCUGUGCAUCUGCUGCACUGCCUCUCUCUCCCCACCCAGCUUCCCUCCUCUUGGAUAUCCUGAUUCACUGUGGAUUUCUGGCGUGUUUCAGAAGCAAAAAGGACUGUUUCCUGCCAGCUGCACCUAGGAAAGCCUCUGAACACUAUUUUUCUGGCUUGAGAAGUAUUUCUCUGGCCUUUUCAGGCUUCUUUACUGUGGUGCCUUAGAACUUGGCUGCAAGCUGUGAAGCCACCCUGGUCUGUCUGCCAGGGAGGGAACUGCUAUAGGAGAUUCUCCUGGGUAAGGACCAGCACUUCUGGAACAACUUCUCCCACUGACUGCCCUGCCCAGAAAGCUGGGGAAAUUGGACAUCCUGCAACAUGUCCCACCAGGACAGCACAUGUAUGUAUUUGCAUGUGUUUCCCAGAACAACCCACUGAGAUUUUGGCCUCUGACACAGAUCAGAGGAAGGAGUAAAAAGCCCCAGGAAUUGGGCAGCUCUCCUGAAAUACCUUGUCUCUGGGGAAGCACGUAUGAAUUGUUGUUUUGGUUUUGUGGGCUUUUAUUCCUUCUGUGUCUCUGAAUACCUCCAAAAGCCUGCCUAGAAACACUAAGACUGAGCUCUGCUUGCCCAUCCUGAUGGCAAAUGAGGCAGGUGGCAAAUGAGCCACUGGAGCAUUUUCAGCCCCUGAGUCUGCAGUGAGUUUGCCUGCCCAAAACCUUAACCUAGGUGAAAGUUAUUUGAACCUGAAUGUGUAGUUCUGCACUAGGCACUGGGUGUGGACAUUCCUGAGUGCUUCACCUCUUGGCCUGUGGAUGUGAGGUGACAGAAAUGGUGGUAGAAGGUGCUUACCAGAAAGACAAAGGUUUGAAGUGGCUCAGACCUUAGGCAUGGACAAUGGCAAAAGGGGACUUGCCCAUGGUUAGUUAAAGGAUGGACUUGUCAUGAAUAGGAAAGUGCUGGAGAAUGUCCCAUCCUCCCUGGAGUGGCAGCUGGAGAACUAAUAAUUCAGUUGCUACUACCUCAUCCUUUCCUGCAGACUGUGCAAGUUGCUCCCUUUGAAGGUCCUUCUUGCAGCUGCUGCUGCAGCACCUGAGCUGAUUCUCCAAACAGAAUUUUUCCUCAGGGUCAUUCCCUGCUCUGGUGUGAGGGGGGAAAAGGGCUUGCAGUCACUGGGAGGUGGGUAGGGUUGUAUUUUCUUCCACUACUUCUCUUCCUCCCUUGGUGGGAGAAGGAAGGAAGCUACUGCUGCAGUAGCUCACAUGGUUGGCAGAACUGAACAAAAACCUGGCUCAAGUUCUGCUCCUAAGUCUCACAAACAUCAUGGUUUAACUGGAUUUUUAGUGUGCUCCUUUUCCCCUUCUCCUCCCUUCAGCAUUGAAUGGUGGGGAAUGGGUUUUAGUCUUUGCUGUUACUUUGGUUUCCUCCCCACUACCCAUGAGUUUAAAGUAUUAUGUAAAAUAACAUGGGACCAGCCAUCACCUGACAUCAGGUAUGCAAGGGGGGUGUUUUUAGUCUGUGUAGUGGUGUUUUAGAAACACUGGGGACUCCCUGUGCUGUGAGUCAGGCAGGAGCCUCUCUAAACUGGGUCCAGUGGAUCCAGGAUUGUUAAUAGGAUUUGCCCUUUCAUUCCCCCUCCCAGGCUGGUUUGUGAGGGGACCCCUGAAGGGAGAGUCCUGGGUGACGUGUGGGUGGGGUUUAUGAACUGUGAUUUGCACAGCUCCAUGUUCUAACUAAAUUAAAAAGCAGUAACUGUAUGCUGUUGAGAACAAGAUUUUUGUGGUCUCUGUGUUAAUAAAGCCGGAAGCUGUAACUUUCUCGGGUUUCUAUUGUAGUCACAAAAUGGCAACAUCAAAACUGCCCAGAUGAGGUAGCAUCUAGAACACCCUGUUUUGAGUCAGUGGCCUCUGCCACAUUCACAGAACUGCAGAAUCACAGUGCAGUGCUCUGUAGGACUAUUUACCUGGAGUGAGGGAAAGGGAAGAAGUUAUGUUCAUUCCUUGGUUGGUUUUUAAGGGUGGACAGGAGUCAGCAGAUCAUGGAGCCUCUCUUCAUUUUCCUUUUCUAAUCCAGGGGUAAAAAUACAGCCUGUUCUUGGAAACAUCUUACUCUGAAAUAUGUAGUUCAGGGGACAUUUGUUAAGACAACAACUGAACAAAAAUGCUGGCUCUGUUAGUACCUCCUGUAACCUGCUGUGCUCUGUCUCCACUGUAUUUCUGAAGGGAUAGAGCUGCUGUUGAGCAGCACCAAAGCAGAGCUGACCCAGGUCAGUGCAGGAAGGGGCUGUAACCAAGAGUGUGUUCCUGUGGGCCAGCCUGCUGAGUCACCCACAGCUCACACCCCCCACAGCUGCUUUUCAGGAGCUGUCCCACUCCAAGAGCUGCUGGCAGCAGGAAGACAAACUCCAUGCCCCUUUCAGUGCUGGUUAGUGCAGGCACUGCUUGUAGGGAUUGACCUUUGGGCCUGGAAAACUCGAGUGGCAUCUUCCCUUCUCCUCAAUUUAAAGUCUGAAACAAGGCAAAGGAUGCUGCUCUGGCAGGAGGAAUGCACAGAUGAGCCACAGUCCACACAGGUCUACAGAGCAUUCUUUUUUUAAGCUUUAAUACAAGGUAGCACAGUCUGCACCUUCUCAUAAUGAGGUAUUUAAAACAUUUUACAAAGAAAUGGUAUUCAAAGGCAUUUAAAAAUAAAAUAUUUCCCUUUUCUGAAUCAAACAUUAACACUAAAACCCCUGCUGCCAAGUGCUGCUCCCUGUUAGGCCCACAGCUAUAAAGCAGAUGGCUGGAAAACUUACUUGAAUGGCUUGAAUCCCAUGAAGCAGGGACAGAUGUUUUCCUGAACUGGCCUUGCCUUGGUGCCAUGAGGGAGACACUGCAGCAACCCUUCCUACCAAACCCCCUGAAAUGCUAAUAAAAGUUGUUACAAAACCUCUCUAAUAGGGCCAGGCUCUGUAAGUAAGUAGUCUUGCUGCACAAGCUGAGUGUGUGACAGAGGCUGGGCCAGAAGCCCCACCGGAACUUCAGCAUCUUACAAAACGGCUGCCCUGUUUGGUCCUUAGAGCCAGAACUGCUGCAGUGUGAUCAGGGUGACCUCCACAGCUUGGCCACUCUGUCCAGCACUGGCUCUGUAGGAAGCCAAAGGAGUUCAAAAGAGGAUGUUAUCUAUCCUCAGUGUUCAACCUGCUGUAAGUAACUGAAGGGCAGUUUGUUUUCUUCACCCCACAACUAUCUACCACCUGCCCUUGCUUUCCUGAUCUAAAUGAGCAGGAGGCACAGACAGACCCCCUGGACACCUACAACUGUGGCUGUGCGCGUAGCACCACAGGGGAAUAGAGAAGUGGCCUCAGCCCUGGAAGACCUGGAUUUGUCAAGAGCUUGAGGAGAGCACUGGGGGUAAACAUACUGCUUCUGGCCAAAGACAUCCCUCAAAUAUGCUCUUCCUUGGAAAAAAACCUGAUCCAGUAGCAGGAUUCUGGAAAGUGCUUCCAGCUCUCAGCCACUAAAGCAAAAAGGCAGGAACUAUAAUCAGAGUGUAAUUAUCUAGCUAAGUCUGACAUGAAGCUCCCCUCAGUCCCUGCAGUACUGUUCUCUCCUGAGGUUCCAGGCUGAAACUUAAGUAACAGUGCACACCAUUAAGUAGGAAAAGAACAGAAAAAGAGGAAGCCACAACCAUACUCUGGGCUAUGGGACCUGUGGCCAGGUGUAAGCCUGGCCCAUCAUCCCCCCCAGCUCCUUGGCACACCAUGGAGAUAGGUGGGAGGAAGCAGCAGGGUCCACCACACCAGUCCCCAGCUGGCCAUGCACUGAAUGGUGCCCCUCAAACAGAUGAUGAAUAGCCCAUUGUUCUGUUCCUCUGCAUCACCUUCAUCCGGCGUUCAUCGAAAAGAAAACAAAAUAGAAAUGAACACACGCAGCCCCUGUACUCACAGUGGGCAGCUGGAGGCUUUGCUCAGCCUGUAGCGCUCCUGCCCGAG